AUGGCCGGAAAAAGGACAUACAAAGCCAUUGAGGCAGUCGUUCUAUCGCUUCUCCUCUUUGUCCCUAACGUUUUCUCCGAUGAUACAGUUCCAAUCCCCGCUGUGAAGUCUCAACUAAACAGUUGGUUCCAAGCUAAUGUCAAGCCACAUGAAAGUAGGAAGGCCACCUUAGACCCUGCCCUGGUCACGGCGGAGGCCGGUGCCAAAGUCAUCAAGGUGAGGCAGAACGGCGGUGGUGAUUUCAAGACGGUGACCGAUGCCAUCAAGAGCAUUCCAAAUGGGAAUACAAAUCGGGUUAUAGUAUGGAUUGGUGGUGGAACCUAUACUGAGAAAAUCAUGAUUGACAGAACUAAGCCUUUUAUCACAUUUUAUGGAGACCCUAAUAACAUGCCGACGUUAGUUUAUGCCGGCACGUCGGCGCAGUAUGGUACGGUGGAUAGCGCCACCUUGAUUGUUGAAUCUGAUUACUUCACUGCUGUUAACAUAAAAUUUGUGAAUUCUUCGCCAAGGCCGGAUGGAAAGAAGAGUGGAGAGCAGGCGUUGGCAUUGAGGAUCGGUGGCGACAAGGCCUCAUUCUUUAACUGCAAACUGUAUGGAUUUCAAGACACCCUUUGUGAUGACAAGGGCCUGCAUUUCUUUAAAGACUGCUACAUUGAAGGCACUGUUGAUUUCAUCUUUGGCAAUGGAAAGUCCAUCUAUCUGAAUACCGAGACCCAUGUAAUCCCUGGUAAAGACGGAGUGGCAAUGAUCACAGCACAAGCAAGGCACAAUGCUAACGAGGACACUGGUUACUCUUUUGUCCAUUGCACGGUGACCGGCACAGGUGGCUAUGCAUUCUUGGGCAGAGCUUGGAUGCCUUAUGCCAAGGUGGUGUUUGCUUACACUGAAAUGAGCGAUGUCGUUAACCCUAAAGGAUGGUCAGAUAAUUUCAAUCCCGAGCAUGACAGGACUGUUUACUAUGGAGAAUACAAUUGCAUGGGACCCGGAUCAAACUUAAAUGGCCGGGUUGGGUUCGCUAAGAAGCUAAAGGAUGCAGAUGCUAAGCCCUUCCUCAGCCUUGCCUUCAUACAGGGUUCUAAAUGGCUGCUUCCUCCUCCUAAGCUUUAA
Ilex paraguariensis (yerba mate) is the source of this 1107-nucleotide messenger RNA. NCBI's taxonomy places the organism in Eukaryota, Viridiplantae, Streptophyta, Magnoliopsida, Aquifoliales, Aquifoliaceae. The record is from the annotation of a GenBank genome assembly.